Messenger RNA from Dreissena polymorpha, 379 nucleotides. RefSeq lists its product as uncharacterized. The transcript has 2 exons. Bases 26 to 370 code for a protein of 114 amino acids. The record is from RefSeq and is a predicted model, not a curated record. Lineage: Eukaryota; Metazoa; Mollusca; Bivalvia; Myida; Dreissenidae.
GCUGAUGAAGAUGUAGUCUACGAAGAUGGAAACUGUGGAUUCACAGAACAAUAUGUUGGCUGAAGAGAAAGUGAGACAAGAAGCGAGGCAGGAAACUGAUAGACUUAAAGAGGAGAAGCAAGCAAGAAAUGGGCCUGAUACAACUGGAGGAGGAGUGGAGACUGGUGGAGGAGGCAGAGAGGCAGAAGAAGGAGUCAGCCUCCAGGAAGCAGAGAAAGCAGGGCUCUGGGGGGGGGGCGGCAAGUCCUCUAGUAAGAGUCCCAGCCCUCUGUCUGCUGGUCCUGGGACCCCCCAGAAAGGACAGGAGGUCAAGACGGGGCCAGACAGGGUGACACCAGUAGGGAGAACAAUAUGGAAGGAGAGUGUCUAGGUAUGUAAC